Molecule: messenger RNA, 1520 nt
Organism: Oncorhynchus keta (chum salmon)
Lineage: Eukaryota; Metazoa; Chordata; Actinopteri; Salmoniformes; Salmonidae
Gene: myoz3a
Product: myozenin 3a
Exons: 7
Coding region: 195-1079 (294 amino acids)
Cellular component (GO): Z disc; actin cytoskeleton
Molecular function (GO): actin binding; FATZ binding; telethonin binding
Source: RefSeq, a predicted model, not a curated record
UCCCCACCUCCCCUCAUCUUCUAUUUCUCUUUCGCUCCACACAGGAAAACAAAACAGUAUUAGCCUCCCACACAAAGAGGCUGGACACCUCUGCAGAUGAACAUUGAAGUGAAGUGGACAUUGCUGGUACACUGGCAGCAUUAUCAUUGACACUGCAACUCUGACAGCCAAGACAGCAAACCAACCAGUCAGCCAUGACAGCGGUCCCCUACCUUACCUCCAACGACCCUCUGUCAGCUGCCAUGACUUCUAAUCCCGUCUUGACCCUGGUCAUCCCCAUGACCCCGACCCCUUACCCCUGGAUGGAGGAGGAGCACAUGCAGAGGAAGAUAAUGCAAUCAGCUUAUGAUGACCUGGCCAAGCAGAGGAUGCAGCAGUCCAGGGCUUUGUGUUCAGAGGCCGGGCCAGGAGGUCUGAACUUGGGGAAGAAGAUCAGCAUACCCAAGGAUGUGAUGAUGGAGGAGUUGAACCUUCAGUCCAACCGUGGCUCCCGCAUGUUCCAGGAGAGACUGAAGAGGGUGGAGAGGUUCACUCUGGAGAACCAAGUCAACGACUUAUACAGCAAUAGCUUUCCAGAGCCCAUGCCUUCCCAGACAGUAGAAGAGCCCCAGGGGGGGAAGGAGAACCAGGCAUAUAUGAUGCCUGGCAAACACAGCCUGAUCACCACCCUACAGAAAACUGUGGCCAAGAAGGGCAGCCCCAAUGUCAUCGCCCCAGGCUACGGGAGCCCCUUGAAGGAGAUCCCCCGUGAGAAGUUCAACCUGACAACCAGGUCCUACUGUUCCCCCUGGAGGGAAGCCCUGGGUGACAGUGACAGGCUCCUGUUGACUCUCAGCACCCAGCUCCCACGGGGGGCCACACUACAGCCGGCCAACUACAGGUGUUUCAACAGAGCGGCCACACCUUUUGGAGGCCCACAGCAGCAGAGUAAGAGGGUGAUCCCAGUGAUGGGGUUCGAGCUGUUGGACUCACAGCACCUCCCUGGUACGACCCUGGACCGCAUGUGUAAACGGCCCAACUUCAACAGAGCACCACGGGGAUGGGGUCAUGACUACUCCCCUGAAUCCACCGACCUGUGAUUGGCCCACUGCUCACCUACGUCCUUCAAACUUCUGGUGACAUCAUAGGCUAAAAGACUGAAGCAUCAACCUGCUCUUAUUACCCAUCCUCAUCCCUCUGGAUUCAAAGAUGACCUAUCCGGAUUAGGAAGAAGUUGCCCCUAAAUACAGAUAUUUGCAUCUGUUUAAUAGUUAGGAUAAGGGUAGAUCUGUGGUUAGGGGCAACUUGUAACUCGAGUGAUCCCUGUUAUUGAGUCACUCCUCCUUUCUUUCAUCUUAAUGCCCUCUUACCCAUCCUCACUCCCCCAUUCACCUCACCACUUGCCUCCCUUCCCAUCCCCUGUUCACUCAUCCCUCCCUCUUUCAGACCCCCCCCCCUGUUUAUAAAGGACUGACAGUGUGAUCUUGAUUAAUGUAAAUGUAAAUGAUAGAGUACUUGUUUUAAUGGCAUAAGCGGACAAC